This is a messenger RNA of Euleptes europaea (tarantolino), 380 nucleotides long. It is a transcript of the gene SNRPF, whose product is annotated as small nuclear ribonucleoprotein polypeptide F. The record is from RefSeq and is a predicted model, not a curated record. Gene Ontology annotation, molecular function: RNA binding. Bases 93 to 353 code for a protein of 86 amino acids. Gene Ontology annotation, biological process: spliceosomal snRNP assembly; mRNA splicing, via spliceosome. Lineage: Eukaryota; Metazoa; Chordata; Lepidosauria; Squamata; Sphaerodactylidae. The transcript has 4 exons. Gene Ontology annotation, cellular component: U1 snRNP; catalytic step 2 spliceosome.
CUGGUCGUGCCUUUUGGACCUCUGGCGGGCACACGUGCUGCCCGGCGGGUAAUUUUUGUUGUUGCGGCUGCCUCCUGCCGGGUCGGGUCGCCAUGAGUUUGCCUCUGAAUCCAAAGCCCUUCCUCAACGGGCUGACUGGGAAGCCCGUGAUGGUGAAGCUGAAGUGGGGGAUGGAAUACAAAGGCUAUCUUGUCUCUGUCGACGGCUACAUGAACAUGCAGCUUGCAAAUACAGAAGAAUAUAUUGAUGGUGCAUUAUCUGGACAUCUUGGUGAAGUUCUGAUAAGGUGUAAUAAUGUCCUUUAUAUAAGGGGUGUGGAGGAGGAGGAAGAAGAUGGAGAAAUGAGAGAAUAAACUAUUGCUUUUGGAAACAUUUUUAAA